AUGGCGGGCCAGUGGCGCCCUCCGUGGACGCCUAAAGCCAGAUCUCAGAGGGGACUCUGGGGCGCUUUUCCUGCUGUGCGGGCCUGGGGCCCGGGGCGCUGGAGCGGGUCCGUGGGCUGCAGGGCCAGCCGGCGUGAGCCAGGUGGGGCGGGACCCGGAGCCGGUCCUCCGGAAGAGCGGCCGCGCUCUAAUCGCCGAGGGAGUGAAGGCUUCUGGGCUCUUUGGAAACUCGGCUGUGCCGUGUGGACGUGCUUUUGUGUCCGCUGCGGGAUGUGGGAAUGUUUUCCCCGUGGGGAGCAGCCCUGGAGAAAAGGCCCAGUGCGGCCAGCUGAAAGCUGCCUGGUGGGGUGUGGUCUCUGUGAGCUGCUCUGGGAACGUCGUCCCUGGUCCCGGCAGAGAAAGGCUCCAGGGGCCUGCCCCCUGCUUUGGUGGAGUUCUGCGGUGUGGAGUGCGGCAGCUUCUGCCAAGUCGCUCCGCUGCUGCUGGCGCGGGCUCCCGCUGUGGUUUCUCAGCUUGGCUGGUCUCCUGACGACUGAGUUUGGGGGACACGCGCUUGUUUGCCCCGCCAGCAAGAUGGAGACGCUGUCGUCACGGCUGGACCCGCGCCUCCUGGGCACAGACGCUCCCAGCCGGUGGGGAGCCCCCACCCCAGGCCUGGACUUCGAGUUCUCCCAGGCCUGGACCUCGAGUUCCCCCAGGCCUGGACCUCGAGUUCCCCCAGGCCUGGACCUCGAGUUCCCCCAGGCCUGGACCUCGAGCCCCCCCCCCCAGGCCUGGACCUCGAGCCCCCCCAGGCCUGGACCUUGAGCCCCCACCCCAGGCCUGGA
Psammomys obesus (fat sand rat) is the source of this 827-nucleotide messenger RNA. RefSeq lists its product as uncharacterized. NCBI's taxonomy places the organism in Eukaryota, Metazoa, Chordata, Mammalia, Rodentia, Muridae. The transcript has 3 exons. Bases 1 to 807 code for a protein of 268 amino acids. The record is from RefSeq and is a predicted model, not a curated record.